Molecule: messenger RNA, 768 nt
Organism: Eimeria acervulina
Lineage: Eukaryota; Apicomplexa; Conoidasida; Eucoccidiorida; Eimeriidae
Product: adenosylhomocysteinase, putative
Exons: 3
Coding region: 1-768 (255 amino acids)
Biological process (GO): L-methionine cycle
Cellular component (GO): cytosol
Molecular function (GO): adenosylhomocysteinase activity
Source: RefSeq, a predicted model, not a curated record
AUGAGUUCUUUAAGCAGCAGCAAAGUAAAAGAUAUAACUCUUGCUGCAUUCGGGAGAAAGGAGAUAGAGCUUGCUGAAGCAGAGAUGCCUGGUCUAAUGGGUAUUAGAAAGGAGUACUCAGCGAAGAAACCUCUGCAAGGUGCUCGUAUUACAGGAUCGCUUCAUAUGACUGUACAGACAGCUGUAUUAAUAGAGACAUUAAAAGAUCUCGGGGCUUCACUUCGCUGGUGUUCCUGUAACAUAUUCAGCACUCAAGACCAUGCAGCAGCAGCUAUUGCUGCUAAUCAAUCUGCUGCUGUCUUCGCUUGGAAGGGAGAGACAUUAGAAGAAUACUGGUGGUGUACAGAACAAGCUUUGAACUGGGGGGACGGUGAAGGCCCCGAUUUAAUUGUUGAUGACGGCGGAGACAUGACGUUAUUAAUUCAUGAGGGUGUUAAGGCAGAGAAGAUGUUUGCUGUAGAUCCUAAGCAGCUUCCAGACCCUUCAAGAGCAACAAAUGAAGAAGAAAAAGUAUUAUUAAUGCUAUUAAGAAAGAGCGUUCAAGAAGAUCCGACAAAGUAUCAAAGAAUAGCUAAACGUCUGGAUAAAGAGAGACAAAUAUAUAAAGAUAAUAAUGUUUAUAAGCUCCCAACUGCCUUAGACGAGAAAGUAGCUGCUCUUCAUCUACCUGCAUUAAGAGCAAGCCUUAACAGAUUAACUCAAGCUCAAGCAGACUAUAUUAAUGUGUCUCCUCAGGGACCCUUUAAAAGACCGGAUUAUAGAUAUUAA